Messenger RNA from Myxocyprinus asiaticus (Chinese sucker), 2632 nucleotides. Its product is annotated as hyaluronidase-4-like. Gene Ontology annotation, biological process: hyaluronan catabolic process; carbohydrate metabolic process. The transcript has 4 exons. The record is from RefSeq and is a predicted model, not a curated record. Gene Ontology annotation, molecular function: hyalurononglucosaminidase activity. Lineage: Eukaryota; Metazoa; Chordata; Actinopteri; Cypriniformes; Catostomidae. Bases 224 to 1735 code for a protein of 503 amino acids.
UUUCCCUCCCUCUCUGGAAACUAUCUGUCUCUCUUCCUCUCUCUCUUAACUGUGUAUAUAAGAAAGUGGUGGGUAGGCUGUUGAGCAGAUAGUAAAAAACUAUGCUAGUGUUCUGUAGAAGUAGAGAGGUGUGCGUAGUGUAUUACCAGUAGAAUGCGAUUGAGGCAGCAGCGUGGGAUGUACAGGAUGAUUGACAUUUGCCUGUGCUGAGUCACGCAGCAGAAUGCCCGGUGUGCCCUGGGGGGCCUUGCAACACCACACUGUGCCCGUAGCCUGUGCCAUCAUCUGUUCCUGGCUGCUGAUCCUGGUCCACUCCACCUUUUGCCAGAAACCUGCUAAACUGCCUCUGGUGGGCCGCAAGCCUUUCCUUGCAGCCUGGAAUGCUCCACUGGACAUGUGUACCUUGAAGUACAAUGUCAACGUCAGUCUUGAUCUUUUCCACAUCAGCGGCAGUCCACGAGCGGUCCACACAGGCCAAAAUGUCACCAUCUUCUAUGCCAACCGCCUGGGCUACUACCCUUUCUACAAUGAACAAGGGGUUUCCAUCAACGGAGGCCUACCUCAGAACACUAGUCUUGAAGAACAUCUUCGCAAAGCCCAAAAAGACAUAGCACACUUCAUUCCUUCGGAAGACUUCCAUGGCUUGGCUGUAAUCGACUGGGAGUACUGGAGACCGCAAUGGAGUCGGAAUUGGCACAAGAAAGACAUUUACCGACAGCAUUCACGCGAGCUGAUCGCACAGGCGUACAUUAAUGUGACCGAAGAGCAGGUGGAAGAGUUGGCGCGUUUGCGAUUCGAAAAGAGUGCCAGGGCGUUCAUGCAGGGCACUUUGCAGCUUGCUACUCAAAUUCGCCCACAUGGCCUCUGGGGUUUCUAUCUGUACCCUGACUGUCACAAUUACAAUGUUCAUGCACACAACUACAGUGGCACAUGCCCCCAACAGGAAACCCUCCGAAAUGAAGAGCUGUUUUGGAUGUGGAACAGCAGCACUGCCCUUUUUCCGGCCCUGGCGAUACGCAAGAGCCACACAGACAGCGUUCGCAACCUGCACUUCUCGAAGAAUCGGGUAAUGGAGGCGCUGAGGCUGGCCUCCCUUACCUCAUUGCCCUAUGAGCUGCCUACAUACGUAUACACACGACUGGGGUAUAGGGAUGAGGCAAUGACAUUUCUGACUCAGAAGGACUUGAUACACACAAUAGGAGAAAUUGCUGCUUUGGGAGCUGCAGGUUUUGUAAUUUGGGGAGAUCUUAACCUCACUUCCUCAAGGCACAACUGUUCCAAGGUGAAGGCAUUUCUAAACCAUAGACUGGGUCAGUACAUCAUUAACGUUACCCGGGCAGCAGAAGUUUGUAGCGAAUUCCUGUGUCAGUCAAAUGGACGCUGCAUCCGCCGAGACCCGGAGGCACCCCACUACCUGCACCUGAGCCGCACCAACUACCGCAUACUGAACAACCGCAACGGCACCUUCACCGUGACAGGCUGGCACUCCCAGCACGAGCUGCAGCUGUUGGCCGAGAGGUUCCACUGUCAUUGUUAUCAGGGUUACCAGGGGGAUCGCUGUGAUAGCAUAGAGCCAACGGAGAAAGAGGAGGACAACAUGAUAAAAGAGGAGGUGGAGGAGGAGAAAAAGGUGGAACAGGAGAGACACGAAGAGGAAAGGGAUACUGCUGUGCCUUUACAAAAUGCCUUUUUACUGACCACUCUGCUUCUCUUGUUGAACUUUAGUUGUAUUUAAAGGGAUAGUUCACCCAAAAAUGAAAAUUAUGUAAUUAUUUACUCACCCUCAUGUCAUUCUUCAAAAAUCUCUACUUUUGUGUUCAACUGAAAAAAUAACAUGGGCGAGUAAAUAAUUGUGCUUUUUUUGUGUGAACUAUUCUUUUAUGAAAAUGUGGCCACAAAGCCACACAAUGGCACAUCAUAGCUCAAUUGGAUUUUGCAUUAGUGAAGAUUGAUUAUUUUUACAACUAAUGUUACUGUUUGGUGAUGUAGACGCAGGCCUUGUUUGCACAAACUGGAGUCUGACUAGAUACAUAUGACUGUUCUGAAUCUUAGUUCUCUACCAUUAUAUGCUCUGUAAUUUGAACUGAAUGCUGGAUUCUUAUGUUAAUUUGUUGAUGGAUUUCAACAGGAAAAGUUUAAUCUAUGCAGUUUUUUUUUUUUUUUUUUUUUUACAAAGCACUGACACCUAGUACUUACCUGCGACUUGAGACCCAAAAUUAUAAAAGCAAGCUUAUCCCUUUAAAUAAUGCUUGCUGUCAGAGCACUUCAAAGUCAGGGAGCAAAUUUACCUAAAACAGGGUACAUGAAGGUGUAGCCUUCUGUGAUACAAACAGCAUGCUUUAUAAUGUAAUCAAUGCAUUUAAAACUGGCCAAAUAUGAUGUCAAAAUAGCUUUUAAAAAAACUAAAAUACAGGUCAUGUGAUCCAUAUUACAUAAUUUUGCACUUAAUUUUGCAUAAUUAUACACUUAAAGGGAUAGUUCACUAAAGAAUUAAAAUAAUCUCAUUAUUUAAUCACUCUCAUGCCAUCCCAGAUGUGUAUGACUCUCUUUCUUUCAUUUGCUGUUAACAAAGAUUUUUAGAAGAAUAUCUCAGCUCUGUAGGUCCAUACAAUACAAGUGAAUGGUGAUCAAA